AUUCCAAAUAUUAUUAUCUACUUACGCCUAUAUUCAUACGUCUCAAUAAUCCUUCGAUGUGGGCCUUCUCAGUUCAUACUAUACCAUAUGACUGGAAACGAGUUUUUAGCACCCGUUAAUAUGGACAUCCUAACGGUAUAUUGAAACACCAAUGAUUAACAAAGCAAUAAUCGGCUGCAUCGACGUUUUCUUUUCAGUGUAUCACAUACCUACCAUUUAGUUACUCGCUCAUCGCAGAGCACUGUGUUUGUGUUAUGUUGACAUCAUUUUGAGGUUAGCUUAGCUUUAUCGAACAAAAUAAUAUUCCUACUAUCAUCAAGUUUUGUAAUCAUCCACUUAUAAGUGAAGAGUUUCAAUAGCACCUACCUACAUCGGUUCGGUUUAUCAUGAAACCAUAUAAAUUACAUACUUAUAACCUGAUAGUAAAGCAUUGUGUGUUGUUUUGCGCUUUGUUAUGAGUAUCGGUAUCAGUGUUACAAAUUGUUGAAUAGGAGUGGGUACAACGUUCAUUGGUACAUACUGUGUGCAUUGCAUUGUUGUCACUGAUAAGAAUCAGUUUUCAUUUUCAAGUUAGUAUUGAUUCAGCGCAUUUCUGAACAACUGAAUUCACUUGUAAUUUUAAAAUGAGUGACGUGAAAAUAGAUGAAGUACCGAUCACGGGAAUACCGAGUGAUAAACGUAUAACACAAAUAAAAAAUGAUUUCUUCGAAGAGUUUGGAACUAUGCCGCAAUUUAUCGUUAAAGUCCCAGGCCGGGUAAAUAUUAUUGGAGAACAUAUCGAUUACUGUGGAUAUCCGGUAUUGCCAUUAGCUCUAGAGCAAGAUAUAUUGAUUGGCGGGAAACCUAUUGAUGUGCAAGAGUUGCAUUUAAGAAAUACAAAUAAGAAAUAUAUUAAAUAUUCCACAAAAUUAUUAUCAUUUGAAGAUUUAGACAUAAAAGCUGAUGAAACCGGUAAACCUUAUUGGUAUAAUUACGUACUAUGUGGGAUCAAAGGAGCGAUUGAAUAUUUAAACAAUGAAAUAGUCGGUGGACUACAACUUUGCAUCGAUGGAAACAUACCACCAGCUUCAGGUUUGUCGAGUUCUUCUGCAUUAGUUAGCGCUGCGUGCCUUUCUUUUUUAUAUGCACAAAAAGUUUAUCCUAGUAAGACAGAAAUUGCUUCACUAUGCGCCAAAAGUGAGAGGUAUAUUGGCACUCAAGGUGGUGGAAUGGACCAAGCUAUAGCAUUUCUUGCUGAAAAAUAUAGUGCACAGUACAUAACCUUUGAUCCGCUUCAAGCUAAACCGGUAUCACUUCCAGAGAACGCUGUUUUUGUAGUGGCACACAGUUUAGCGGAAGCUAACAAAGCAGCAACCAAUGAUUUUAAUAGACGUGUCAUAGAAUGCAGAUUGGCUGCUAAAAUUUUGGCUGUUUCUAACGGUGCAUCUUUGGAUCAAAAGAUUAUAAAUCUCAGUCAAGUUCAAAAAAAUCUCAAUAAAAGCUUAGAUGAAAUGAUCAGUCUGGUGGAUGAAUUUCUAUGCAAAAAUAGUUAUACCAAAAACGAAGUAUGCGACAUGUUAAACAUAACUGAAAAGGAAUUGAACGAUAUUUAUUUGACACCAAAUACGAAACACUUGUCUGAGUUUAAACUACGUCAGAGAGCUCUUCAUGUUUAUAAAGAGGCGAUGCGUGUUGAAUCUUUCAGAAAAAUUUGCGAAGAUAAUUUUUCCAAUGGCUCGUGUAAGAAUGGAACAAACGGUUCUAGCCACACUAAUGGAAACUCUGGUUCUCUUGAGCCCAUUAGUGUUCUUGGUACGCUAAUGACCGAAAGUCAUGAAAGUCUGAAGAAACUUUACGAAUGUUCACAUGUCAACUUAGAUCGUCUGGUAGAUAUAUCAAAAGCAAUGAAUGUUCAUUCACGCCUAACUGGAGCGGGCUGGGGAGGAUGUAUAGUAGCAUUAUGUCCAAAGGAAAUUGUUGAUAACUACAUAGAAACGCUCGUUGAUAAGUUUUAUGUUCAGUAUUGUAAUAUAGAUAAGAAUGAGGCAUUAGCUUAUGUAUUUGCAACUACACCUAGCCACGGUGCUGUUAUUUAUAAAUGAUUAAAUAUCUUUGUAUAUUCUAGCAAUCAUCAAAAAUCAUUUUAUCAUAAGCAGAUAAACAUUAAUUCUGAAAUGAUGUAACAAAAGAAAAUAAUUAAUAGAGAAAUCAGAAAAA
Molecule: messenger RNA, 2196 nt
Organism: Ostrinia furnacalis (Asian corn borer)
Lineage: Eukaryota; Metazoa; Arthropoda; Insecta; Lepidoptera; Crambidae
Gene: Galk
Product: N-acetylgalactosamine kinase
Exons: 1
Coding region: 624-2081 (485 amino acids)
Biological process (GO): galactose metabolic process; carbohydrate phosphorylation
Cellular component (GO): cytoplasm; cytosol
Molecular function (GO): ATP binding; galactokinase activity
Source: RefSeq, a predicted model, not a curated record